This is a messenger RNA of Microthlaspi erraticum, 540 nucleotides long. The record is from the annotation of a GenBank genome assembly. NCBI's taxonomy places the organism in Eukaryota, Viridiplantae, Streptophyta, Magnoliopsida, Brassicales, Brassicaceae.
AUGAAGGCCCUUGGAAUCUUUGAGGAUGUGGAGCUUGGUCUCAAGAACAUGCACUUGGCCAAGUUCUUCUCUUACCACAUGGAAUCCUACAAGGAGCUCACUUGUGAGUUCUUAGCUUCAAUGAGGUAUCACAUGUAUGAAGAGGAAGAUAGAGCUGAUUUGGACCAAGGAUUGGGAUGGAUCACGUUCUUGGCUAAGGGAGAGAAGAGAAUGGUGACCUUUAGGCAGCUGGAGAUCUUGUUUGGGUUCAACUAUGGAGAGGGAACCAAGUGGAACUUCAAGGAAAAGGAACUCCAAAGGGUUUGGGCUACAAUCGCUGAUGGAGUGUACUCUUCCUCAAGGUCCAAGGCAGCUCAGAUCAGGAGCCCAGUCUUGAGAUAUGUGCACAAGGCACUUGCCAACACCUUCUUUGCAAGGAAGGCGACCGGGACAAUCAACGAGGGGGAACUCAAGUUUCUUGACAUGGGAAUCAAGCCCUUCUCUCACGCACAAGCGAUGGCAAGAGGAUCAGGGGAGAUAGAUCUGACACAGGGAACUUGA